Molecule: messenger RNA, 2008 nt
Organism: Manis javanica (Malayan pangolin)
Lineage: Eukaryota; Metazoa; Chordata; Mammalia; Pholidota; Manidae
Gene: IRF7
Product: interferon regulatory factor 7
Biological process (GO): immune system process; regulation of transcription by RNA polymerase II
Cellular component (GO): nucleus
Molecular function (GO): protein binding; RNA polymerase II cis-regulatory region sequence-specific DNA binding; DNA-binding transcription factor activity, RNA polymerase II-specific
Source: RefSeq, a predicted model, not a curated record
UGCGCUUGAGCGCCGGGAACCACACGUGACUUCCUGGGCUGCACGCGGGGCCUGCGGACCCGGUCCGCCCCCGCCCCGCCCCGCCCCGUCGCGUCGCCUGCAUAAGAGCGUCCGCUCCCACCUCCCGGUUAGACGAACCCUCCCGCCCCGGCCUUCAGGGAAUCCAUACCUAGGCAACGGUGUCGCCUCACCCCCCAACCCACAUCUGUGACCCCGACAUCUGGCCACACGUUACCUGUGGUGACAGAACCCUUCUCAACUCCGUUAACACGUGAGUGCCACCCAGGAUCACACCUCCCCCCAGCAGAGGGCCGCACUGCCUCUUCGCUCCGGAUCUUGCAGAGGGAGCGAUAGCCAUGGCUCCAGAAAGGGGAGCCCCACGCGUGCUCUUUGGAGACUGGCUUCUGGGCGAGGUCAGCAGCGGCCGCUACGAGGGCCUGCGGUGGCUGGAUGCGGCCCGCACAUGCUUCCGUGUGCCCUGGAAGCACUUCGCACGCAAGGACCUGGGCGAGGCCGACUCUCGUAUCUUCAAGGCUUGGGCUGUGGCCCGUGGCAGGUGGCCGCAGCCCAGUGGGAGCGGAGAGGACCAGCUGACCCCUGAGGGCGCGCUCCGGGCGGGCUGGAAAACCAACUUCCGCUGUGCACUACGCAGCACCAAGCGUUUCGUGAUGCUGCAGGACAACUCCGGGGACCCCACCGACCCGCAUAAGGUGUACACGCUCAGCUCGGAGCAGAGGUGCAGAGGAGGUCCAGGCAGUAACCAGAUGGCAGAAGAGGCCCUUGAAGAUGCCCCACCCAUCACUGGUGGGCACUCCAGGCCAUGCCUGGCAGGACGGGCUGGUGAGAGAUCUGGGCCGGGGCUGAGUCCUGAGCCCUGGCCCCUGAGCGUUUCCUGCCCAUCUGGCGAUGCUGGAGACCUCUUGCUCCAGGCUCUGCAGCAGAGCUGCCUGGAGGACCAUGUGCUGGAAGCUGCAUGUGGAGUGGACCCAGCCCCCCCAGAGGCUCCUGGCCCAGGGCUCCCUGCCAGGGAGCUGCACUCGCCACGGGCAGGGGAGGGCCCCAGGCCACAGCCCCAGGCCCUGCACCAGGACCAGAUGACAGGUGAGCAGAGCCAAGGGGUAUGUGGAGGAGAGCCAGGAGACCAGGUCCAAGAUCAGGCCUUCUUCCCAGAUACAGGUCCAGCCCCUGCUCUGGAGCCCCAGCAGCCCCCACAAGAGGUGGAGCCCUGCACCACACCAGGUGCCCCUGCAGCAGCUGAGCAGGGCCUGGCUGGGCCCAGCUGCCUACAGCUUGGUCUGCAUGCACAGCCCAGCCUUGGGGCCCUGGACGUGACCAUCAUGUACAAGGGCCGGACAGUGCUGCAGGAGGUGGUGGGGCGCCCGAGCUGUAUGUUCCUGUACGGGCCCCCCAGCCUGGCUCCUGAGGCCAUGGAGCCCCAGCCUGUGGCCUUCCCCAGCCCUGCUGAACUCCCUGACCAGAAGCAGCUUCACUACACAGAGAAGCUGCUGCAGCACGUGGCCCCCGGCCUACAGCUGGAGCUCCGGGGGCCCGGGCUGUGGGCCAGGCGCCUGGGCAAGUGCAAGGUCUACUGGGAGGUGGGUGGCCCCCUGGGCUCUACCAGCCCCUCCACCCCUGCCCGCCUGCUGCAAAGGAACCAGGACACCCCCAUCUUUGACUUCAGCACCUUCUUCCAAGAGCUGGGGGAGUUCCAGGCUCGCCGACGCCAGUGCUCCCCCCACUACACCAUCUACCUGGGCUUUGGGCAGGACCUGCCGGUUGGGAGGCCCAAGGAGAAAAGCCUGGUCCUGGUGAAGCUGGAGCCAUGGCUGUGCCGGGCAUACCUGGAGGGUGUGCAGCGCGAAGGAGCUUCCUCCCUGGACAGUGGCAGCCUCAGCCUCUGCCUAUCCAGCUCCAACAGCCUGUUUGAGGACCUGGAGCACUUCCUCAUGGAGGUGGAGCCUGCCUAGGGCCAGACCACAUGCCCCCAUCCAAUAAAAAUAACCCAAGA